AUGACAAUAAAUACACCUAGAUUUGAUCAAUAUUCAGAAAGAGAAUUUAAAAGACAUUUUGGUGUUCAUAAAAGUUCAGUGUCUGCAAUCAUGAAUCUAAUUGGAUGCAGUGAGUCUAAGAUAUUGAUUUGUUUAAAUUAUCUUAGAUUCUAUACUUCAUAUUUAGAUCGUUCAUUGGUUCAUGGAUGUUCAGAGUCAACUGUAAAAAACAUAGUCAAAGAAGUAUUGAAUCAAUGUUACGAAAAAGUAGAUUAUCUAUCUUAUGAUGAGACUAAAGACUACCCUCCUGUAAAAGAUGUAGAGAGAGGCAAACAUCAUUUCAAUCGUUUUGUAACAGAUACAACAUUAUGUUUAUAUGAAACUAAAAAUGACAAGUAUUGGAACGAAGAUAAAAAGCAUUUUGGUUUCAAAUAUGAAGUCACCUGCAGUAUCCACAAUGGUGAAAUUAUUUGGUGGUCUGGACCAUAUCCAGGAAGCAAGGCAGACAUUGACAUAGCUCGAUCGGAAGAGGGAAUUCUUUCAAGUGAAAUACUACAAAAUAAAGAAAGAUUCAUUGGAGAUAAAUCUUAUCAAGGUGAGAGAGAAUCAUUCAAAGCAAUGAUAAAGAGACCAAGAGGCGGUUCACUUACUCCUUUGGAAAAGGAAUUCAAUGCUUUCUUAUCUUCGAAAAUAAUCAUCAUCGAGAAUGUUAACAAACGGUUUAAAGAUUUUAAGUGUUUUUCUACUCCGUGGAAAUCAAACCAAACCUAUCACCUGCAAGCUUUUCAUUUAAUAUCUCUUGUUAUAAAUGAAGACAUCAAAAUUGAGAUGAAUAAUAUAUAUAAUUGGAUAGAUAAUGAACAACCUGAUGAUAACAUUAUAUUGAACUUCAAAAACAAUAAUAACAAAGCGAAUAAGAAUAAUGAAACAACAUUAUCACCUCCCAUACCACCCUUCAAUAAAGAUGAGCAAUAUAACAACAGCAUUGCCAAAUAUAAUAUAGAUAAUGAUGAAUAUCAGGUAGAUGAUGAUAAUGAUACUCUAAUGAACAUAAUGAACUAUAAUAAUAAUAAUAUUCUUGCUGUCAUUUAUUUUAAACUUAAACUGGGUAUAGCUUAUUACGAUUCGAAUCUAUCGAUUCUAUAUGUAUCUGAAUGUUGGGAGGAUGACACUUUCACUUGUCUUUCAAUGGUCAAACAACAAGUAUGUCCAAAGACGAUCAUUAUACCCUCUAGAAUGCCAGAGAAGUUUAUAGAUGCAGUGCACAAGAUGGAAGAAGGGCAGUCUUUCAACGUUCAUUUCUCAAAGUCAAACGAUUUCAGCUUUGACAACGGAAAGAACAAGCUACUUAACAUCAAGUUACCAAUUGACAGCAAUGACUUUCAUCAAAAGCAACUAUAUCUAGAGAGAAUAUUAGAUUUUAGUCAAAGUGAAAUGAUUAAAGCAAUUGGUGGUCUAUUGGUUUAUCUUCCAAAGUAUCUUGCUCUUGAUGAAUUCGAAACAUUAGAGAAUUUCAAACUAAAUGAAAUUAUCUGUUUCUCUUUUGAUCAAUUCUUGAGUAUUAAUACAAACUCUUUAUAUUCUUUACAAAUUUUUGCAAAUGAAAAAACAAAGUCUGUUAUUGGUAAAAGAAAGUUAAAGUCAUGGUUUAUGAGACCUCCACGCAAUAGAGAGAUCAUCGAAGAGAGAUAUGAUCUCAUAUCAUACUUUACCGAUAACUCAAAUACUCCGUUGACUUUGAGUUUGGUUGGUUGUCUAUCCAACAUCAAAGAUUUACAUAUGAUUUUAAACAAGUUAAACUUAUCUCAAAACCCAGAAAGAUAUUUAAUUAAUAUAUAUACGAGCUUACAAUCAUUCUUGAGAAUUGGAAUAUUAAUUGAACAGAAUUCUCCAACUAUUUCAUUUUUAGUAAAGAUAGUGACACUAUCAUUAGAACCAAUAAUAACAUUAUUACAACAAUACGAAAAUACAUUUAUUAUAGAUGAUUUACAUAAGAAUGUAUUAAAUAUUAAAUAUGGAAUAGAUAGUCAAUUAGAUAAACUUAGAGAAGUUUAUAACUCAAUGGGUUCAAUCUUGACUCAAAGCGGUGAAGAGGAGAAAUCAUAUUUUGGAGGCAUUCCAUGGAUUACAUCAUUUCACUUUGUUUAUUACCCACAAUUAGGAUGUCUAAUUUGUGUGCCAAUCAAUCCAAACUAUCCAUUACCUCAACAAAAAGAUUUAAAAGGAUUAGAUUUUAUUUUUCAGACAUCACAAUAUAUUUACUUUCAAAAUCAAAAAACAAAAGAAUUGGAUGAUUAUUUUGGUGAUAUUCAUAAUGAUAUAUUGGAUAUUGAAGGAAGGAUUCAGAGAGUUGUUAUCGAUGAAAUUUUAAAGAUUUCCAAUGCUCUCAUUGAAGUUUCAAAUUAUUGUUCAGAGUUGGAUGCCAUCAUUUCUAUGGCCAUUGUAUCAAAGGAAUCCAACUUUGUCAGACCUACCAUCAACUCUGAGAGUAUUUUGGAAAUAAAAAAUGGUAGACAUCCAUUACAAGAACUAUGUACAAACACUUUUAUACCAAAUGACACUGAACUUACUGGUAAAUAUAAAUAUAUCACCAUUAACUCUAAAGAUAGUCAAUUAACAAAUUUAUCAGAAUCAAAAUCAACAAUGAUAAUAACUGGACCAAAUCAAAGUGGAAAAUCUAUUUAUUUAAAACAGGUUGGAAUCAUUGUUUAUUUAGCUCAUCUUGGCUGCUUCGUACCUGCAGAGAGUGCCAAUAUAUCUUUGUGUGACAAGAUAUUUACUAGAAUCUCAACUAGAGAAAGCAACUCAAUUUCAGAAUCAUCUUUUAUGAUUGACUGUAAACAAGUUGCCCAAAUGACCAAAUUCGCAACCUCCAACUCACUUCUUUUAAUUGAUGAGUAUGGAAAAGGAACAAUACCACAAGAUGGAAUUUCACUAUUAUAUGGUUUGAUAAUACACUUUAUAGUUAAAGAUAGAUCACCCAAAAUACUAUUGAGCACUCAUUUCUAUGAAAUAUUUAAAUUGAUUUCAGAGAAACAUGCAGAUAGAAUUUCUUUCAACUCUACUCAAUUUCUUAUUGAGAAAGCCAACUCAAACACAAACAACAAUAUUACAUUUGACACAUUUAUACCACUUUACAAGUAUAAUUUAGUUUGUUUAAUGUUGCUGAUUGAAAAAACUAAUUAA
This is a messenger RNA of Heterostelium album PN500, 3165 nucleotides long. It is a transcript of the gene msh5, whose product is annotated as DNA mismatch repair protein. The record is from RefSeq and is a predicted model, not a curated record. Gene Ontology annotation, molecular function: ATP binding; mismatched DNA binding; ATP-dependent DNA damage sensor activity. Gene Ontology annotation, biological process: mismatch repair; chiasma assembly. Bases 1 to 3165 code for a protein of 1054 amino acids. NCBI's taxonomy places the organism in Eukaryota, Evosea, Eumycetozoa, Acytosteliales, Acytosteliaceae. Gene Ontology annotation, cellular component: nucleus. The transcript is spliced from 14 exons.